GGGGUGGAAAGUGAUGUUUAUAAAUGACAGGGACUCAUCGGAGAGUGCAUUGCGCACUGCUGGACUGCUGGAAGGCAAGAGAACCCGGGUCUCACAAUGAGUACUACCUUCAGUGAAGCCAACGCUAAGUUUGCCCUCGACUUUUACCGCCUGCUGGGCAGAGCACAUCAGUAUGAAAAUAUCUUGUUUUGCCCUACGAAUCUCAUUGCCGCCCUCGGCCUGCUCCUUUACGGGUCUAGAUCUGAUACGGCAGAUGAAAUAGAAAAGAUACUUCACUAUGAUGAACUUUCAGAGUCUGAGAUCCUUGAGUAUUUAGAGGCGACAGAAAGUGCCGAUCCCUCGGGAUCUCAUCCCUCCUCUCAUACUUCUUCCACGACGGCCUUGCACUCUGACAGUGUUAAACACAGGGUCCAUCCUGGAUCUAAGACACAUAAGGAAGCAAGCCCACAUUCUAGUCCUUCGGACAGCAAGGAGAGCCCUCAACCUUCAUGGUGUCCACCUUGUGAACAGGUGCCUGAUUAUGUAUGUGAGAAACCAGAAGGCGUGCACAGCGUGUUGAACAAAGUCCUUAAGGAACUCAAUAAGCCCAGCAUGGACUAUGAGCUAAGCAUUGCCAAUCGGAUGUUUGCAGAUGAGUCUAUCCAUUUCUACCAGUACAUUGAUAGCGAAAACCUGAAGAACAAUAUAUAUCUCGUAGAAAAAUCCACAGCUACAGGGACGAAUAUGCAGACAGGAUUCAGUGCUGUGUAG
Messenger RNA from Gekko japonicus, 750 nucleotides. RefSeq lists its product as uncharacterized. The record is from RefSeq and is a predicted model, not a curated record. Gene Ontology annotation, biological process: negative regulation of endopeptidase activity. NCBI's taxonomy places the organism in Eukaryota, Metazoa, Chordata, Lepidosauria, Squamata, Gekkonidae. Gene Ontology annotation, molecular function: serine-type endopeptidase inhibitor activity. The transcript has 6 exons. Bases 97 to 750 code for a protein of 217 amino acids.